AAUAUUUUGAUGCACUUAUCAAUGAAAAUUAUAAUGUAAUUCAUUAAUAUUUGACCUAUUUUUCCCAUUCGAAGUGCUUCUUAUUUAAUUAACUCAAGUACUAUUUAGAAAGCAUGGUUGGACGACAAAUAUAAAAGUGUAUAUUUCAGAGUUUUUGACGUAUUUCCGAUGACCACUCAAACUCAAUAAAAUUUGACAUAAAUUUAGUGUGGAUGCAUUGUGGGAAUUUCUCAUAUCUGUCGCCAUUUUGACGCUUGAGUGAUGUUUUCUACGGCAAGAUGACAGCGUUCCGCUUCAGAUAUUGUAGUUUUUGAAAGGGCAGCGUUGUUUUGUAUAGAGGCGUUUGCAGCCAGCACGAUGAGCACACAGAGCGUUCAGGUCAAGUUGGAGCUUGGCCACCGAGCCAACAUUCGUGACAAGCCCACGCCUCAGGGAUUCACUCAUGACUGGAUGGUGUUCGUCCGGGGCCCAGAGGGCAGCAACAUCCACCAUUUUGUGGAUAAGGUCGUCUUUCAGCUGCACGAGAGCUUCCCAAAGCCCAGAAGAGUCGUCAAAGAGCCACCGUAUGAAGUCGCUGAAUCGGGCUACGCAGGCUUCCUAAUGACCAUCGAGGUUCACUUCCGAUCCAAGGAAGAGCCCAAGAAGGUCAUCUUGAACUACGACCUCUUCUUGAACACGGAGCAGCAACCUCCGGUCAACCACAUCCGAUGCGAGAAGCUGACCUUCCACAAUCCGACCGAAGACUUCCGCAGGAAACUGCUCAAAGCCGGAGGGGUUGGCGUGUUGCCUACCGACCCCGGCAUUCCUACCUCUCCUACGACGCCGCCCAAUUUCCCGGUGUCAGAGGGCGGGAUUGGAGGCAAACCCCUUCCGCCUUCGUUCAGCGACUCGUCCCUGUAUGCCAAGGGCAAGCCCCAAGCCGCUGCGCCCAGUCUACAGGUCAACAAAAAGAAGACACAAGCAGCGAAGGAUGGCAGUAAAACUUCGUCCAAGCCUGUGAAGGAUCACAAGGAGGUUAAAACUGCCUCUAAGGAGCCCAAGACAUCAUCAAAGGAGCCCAAAACGGGCUCCAAGGAACCUAAAACAAGCUUCAAGGAGCCCAAACCUGGUCCAAAAGAGCCCAAAACAGGCUCCAAAGAGCCCAAAACAGGCUCCAAAGAACUCAAAACAGGCUCCAAAGAACCCAAGUCCAGUAGCGGGAAGGAUUCUAAGGUUGGAAGUAAAGAUAGCAAGACUCCUGUGAAGGAUACCAAGUCUGGCUCUAAGGAGCCCAAGUCGGGCUCCAAAGAAUCCAAAACUAGCCCCAAACCACCCCCUAAAGAUUCCACUAAGACUAAACCCAGUGCCAAGCGGCCUUCCUCUACCUCACCAGCUCCUGCCCCAACAUCUCAGGACUCUGCCAAGAAACGGAAACGGAAGGACUCAAGCGACAGAGGUCCGCAUGAAAAGAGCUCCUUGGCUAAGCCUUCUCCUGCAGAAAAGAGCUCUUCAGGAGAUAAAGCCAAACAGAAAGAGAAACCUAGUAAACCAAAAACUGCAAAGCCAGCUGUGAGCCGGAGCGAUGCUGGACUUUUUACUCCUGAAAUCUGUAUCUCAAGGAAGCCGUCGAAGAUGGCACCUGAACCUCCUAAGGAGCUACCUCCGUUUGAGGAUGAGCUGAGUACGGGAGAAGGCGGGGAGGCGCACAGCCCUAGCUCCAGCAUCAGCUUCUCUUCCUUACCAAGAGGAGGUGGGGGAGUCUUAAACACCCUCAUGGCAGAACUCGGAGACGAGAAUGAUGAUGAUGACGAUGAUCAAGACAUCGGUCUGCCAUACAGGAAGACUCCAUCUCCGAUCCCACCGCUGCCACCACUCAGCAAUCACUCCACCUCAUCCAAUGAACAAGGCUACGGGAACUUUCCCUCAGUGACACCUGCUGCUUCAGACAAAACUAAAAGCACCUCAAAAUCAAGCAGUAGUAAAAAGAACAGCACCAGCAACGGCUCAAAGAAAAACAGCUACAGUAGCAAAGGCGAACGGAAGCAAAAGGGCAGCGACUCAAAGCAAAAGAGCACAGACGCUAAACAGAAAACUCCAGAAGCCAAACCAAAGAGCUCUGAUGGGAAGCAAAGAAGCUCUGAGAACAAAUCCAAAGCGGUGGACACUAAGCCCAAACAUGCUGACAAAAAAUCGAGUGAUUCCAAACCGGCCAAAACCAACGAAGGAAAACUCAAACAUGCAGAUUCAAAACUCUCCAAGGGGAACCAGAGUUACCUCAACGACUUGGUUCUCUUACACCAGAAACUCAGCCACUUGCAAAACCGGGACCAGUUGCAGAGAGUAGUAGACCUAAUCGAGGAAACUGGACUCUUUAACAUAACGGAUGCCACGUUUGACUUUGACCUCUGCUCCCUGGAUCAAACAACGUUGCGGAAGCUACAGGAAUGUGUGUCACUGUUUGCGUAGUGCAGGUCAGCUUGAUGGCUCUAGCUCUCCCAUCCCACUUCUGCCACCAUUUAUUAGUCUCCUCUCAAGUCGUUAAUGCCUUUAUACAGGCAAGUGCCAUUGUUAAUUACAGGGUAAGUGUUCAAUAGCAGUCAGUGGCAGGCUGUUUUUGUUUUCUUCAAAAAUGGACACCUGUGAAGGUCACACAAAUACUGUUGGUUUAAGAAACAGCUCGCUUAAGCUCAAGAGGUUUAAAAAAAAAAAAUCAACAAUCUUUGUUGAGUGUUGACGGGUUUCAGAUGUUUUGCCAAAAUGUUUGCCAUUUCAUAUGUCCAACUCGGACAGUUUCUCACAAAAUCUGCAAAUAUCCUUUUUUGUGCCAUAUAACUGGACUGUUUCAAACAUCGAGGGAAAAAAAAUGGGUCGAACCUUAUCACAAGACACAUCUUGGGGAUGUUUGUUUAAAAUUCAGAAUAAUAAUAAUAAUCAUAAUAGCGGGAUCUUAUAUAGCGCCUUUAACUAAGAUCAAAGCGCUUUACAUUAUUAUUACCCCUGAUCAUUGGGCCAAUUAAACAUUCCAUAUACCAUCUCAGCUCCCUGGGGAGUAUACAGCUCGAUGCAGCCUGUUAGGCGCAAGGAAGCUAAUUCAAUCACAAUAACCAUCUCUACCCUCGCAGGUACCCAUUUACUCCUGGGUGGGGAGAAGCAAUAAGUGACAAAGUGCCUUGCCCAAGGGCACACGCACCAUAACCCCAGGCUGGACCCGAACCCACAACCUGCAGAAUUACCCGCAGACCACGAAUUCAAUGCCCCAGACCAUGAGGCCACGGCAGUCAAGGUUUUACAAAGUACAUUCGAAAGUUCUUUUUACAAGAAGUAUUGAGGUACAUGUAUUAAACAGUUCAGAGAGACUCAGUUGAUACGGACAAGUGACAAUUUAUGUGUGUACAGGUAACGACAUAUUUGUUUUAAAGUUGUGUUACAUGAAAGUUAAGAAAUGUGUUAUGAAUCUGCAGGAUUCGGAAAUAUGUCAAAAAGUAAACCCAACGCAAAAAAAAAAACAAGUCAAACUUGUAAGCAAGAAGUAUUUUUAUACAAACUUUUGAUGGGAAAUAUUUUCCCGAGUGUGAAAGAUGCGUUCCCUUUUUUGUUUUUUUCAGGCAUGGUUGGAUAUAAAAGUAGGAUUUUUUGACAUGUUUCACUCAAUCUGUAGAGUUAUUUAUGUGUCUCAAAAAUAAAGUUUGUGCCAAAUUUAGUCGAGUUUCCAAGGGAACUUGAUAACUUGCCUUUAAGGGGGGAAAAGGGUAAUCAUAUAAUUGUAGGAUUCCCAUAAGCGUGCUUCGUAAUCCAACUGCGCAUGUGCAUAUCAAGUUUUGACGAUAUUUCUUUCGGAUAAACAUUUCAUCUUAUGCGCGCAAAAGCGUAGCAGGGUACAGGCAACAUUGAAGAGAUCAUCGUGUUCUAAAGUAUAACAUGUUGCGAAAAACCUUUGGAUAGCGAAGUGUUUUUAGGUGUCUUGCGUGUCAAAACUUUGGUGCGGACGAAAGUUCCAUCUCUUUUCGAUUCACGAAAAAUUGCACAGAAUGCAGAUUUGGUUGCCACGUCCCCCAUAGCCUUGGGUACAUUUAUCUGCCGCGGUUAUCCCGAAAACAAAAUCGUCAAAUCUUGCUGUACACAAGACUAUUUUGGAAUACGGAACUCGCUUAUUUAUCCAGCAAUUUUGGCUGCAAUUGGAUUUUUUUUUUUUUAAGAAAACAUAAUAAGUGGGAAAAUGAUAACAUAAAAAUGCUCACAGGUAUGGUCUACAGGGUGGUUC
This is a messenger RNA of Patiria miniata (bat star), 4240 nucleotides long. Its product is annotated as protein ENL-like. Bases 358 to 2445 code for a protein of 695 amino acids. Gene Ontology annotation, biological process: regulation of DNA-templated transcription. Gene Ontology annotation, cellular component: super elongation complex. NCBI's taxonomy places the organism in Eukaryota, Metazoa, Echinodermata, Asteroidea, Valvatida, Asterinidae. The record is from RefSeq and is a predicted model, not a curated record. The transcript is spliced from 5 exons.